Messenger RNA from Amoebophrya sp. A120, 246 nucleotides. Lineage: Eukaryota; Dinophyceae; Syndiniales; Amoebophryaceae. The record is from the annotation of a GenBank genome assembly.
CGUCGUGUCCUCGACACACAAUGACGGUUGGCACGAGCGAGCUGCCUUGUGGUCCGGCAGGGAAGGAGGUGUUGUGGCUGCUUGCUGUGCAAUGAAUGCAGUACAACGACGAGAGGCAGCUGCUAUUGCGGCCACUUGUUCAAUUUUGUCUCUGCAUCGAAAACACUAUCAAGAUCUUGGAAAGUAGUACUAGCCUCCCGAGAGGUCCGACAAGGCGCAAGAAGAUCACCUGCCACCAGCACGGAG